Molecule: messenger RNA, 2432 nt
Organism: Diachasmimorpha longicaudata
Lineage: Eukaryota; Metazoa; Arthropoda; Insecta; Hymenoptera; Braconidae
Exons: 2
Coding region: 93-1628 (511 amino acids)
Source: RefSeq, a predicted model, not a curated record
UGCCAACUAUCUCGCUGCACUCCACUCAGUGAAAUCGAAAGAGAUACUGGUGAAUUCUAAACAAGUUUUCAAUAUUUUUAAUUGCGCGCAACAUGAGGUUUAUUAUUUUGGCGUGCCUGUUGGGGCUGAGCACAGCGAGACGAGUGGAGAUUCGUCCGCGAGUGACGGAGCCCCAGGUGUACUACGAGGACGAUGACACCCAGGCAGAGGAGGAAUACGCCCCGAGUCCGGAGAUCUAUCAGCCGAGAACGCGCGCCCUCCCCUCGGCCCGUUCCAAGGACACCCUCAACCCCUCGAAAGCCCCCCCAGUCCAGACAAUCCGGAAUUACAACAAAGUCAAUGACGACGGUUCAUUCACCUUCGGCUACGAGGCAGCCGACGGCUCCUUCAAGGAGGAGACCCGAGGAACCGACUGCGUCGUGCGGGGUAAAUACGGUUACGUCGACCCCGACGGCAACAAGCGAGAGUUCACCUACGUCUCGGGGAAUCCCUGUGAUCCAAACGCCCCGAAAGAGGAGGACGACGACGACUUGCCGCGAAAACCCGAGGACGAGGAUCUCCCAGGACCAGCGAAUUACCCCUCAGUCCGCCCCCGUCCGGUCCCCAACUACCCCAGAACCACCACCGCCCGGGCUCCCACCACCAUUUUCCAGACAGAGUACGCCCUCCAGGACGACGACGCCAGUCAAGAGCUGGAGGAGGAGGAGCCCAAGGUCCUCAUCCGACCAACGACCUUCCGCAGUCGUCCUCGUCCUAAUUACCUCCAGGUGAGCCCGAUUCAGGGUGAAUCCCUGUACUCCGUGACACCAGCCGCGGCGACCACCCAGACAACUGCGGCCACCCCCUACCACUCCACACCAGCUCCCAGAUACCAGAGUCUGGCGAGUCCAACACCCUCUCGUUUCCACCCAACUCCGUCCUACCAAGCCCUCGAGAGUAGCUCAACCCCCCGGGCGAUUCCACGAGAGCGACCCCACUCCGUCGCCAUCACUCCCAGACCGCACGUCCAGCAGGUGGCAGCACAGUACGUCUCCGCUAGCACCACGGAGCGACCCGGAGUGGUCUACGCCACCCAGAGGAGCACCACUGCCGUUCCCCGAGUCUCUCCCAACGACAUUCACCUGAAUUUUGCCGCCGAACUCGAGCGCUACGUCAACACAGUUCCCGUGAAGAGCCGUCCGGCUCCCUCCAAGGGGCCGAUUUACCAAUCAGAGCUGGUCUACGAUCCCAGUAGUGGUCAGUACAACACACAACUGUAUCAGAGUCUUCCACAGACAACCGGCGAUUUUCGUUUGAAUCAUAAGCUUCAACCUUAUGUUGCACAAUCAGCCCAGUCCCUGUUGGGUCUCCAGCAGCUUCAGCCGAUUCAGCAGGCCUCCAGAGCCCCAGCCAACCGGCCAGCUCAGCCACAGGAGUCUAUUUACAGGCAGCAGCAGUCCGAGCAGCUGUUGCAGUCGCAGCAGCUCUACGCACAACAGCAACGCCGCCAGCAGCAGCCGUCGCCCCAGCCCCAGAGAGAUCAGCAACAGUAUUACUACGCUCUUGCACCCCAGACCAGAGGCGCCAGUCAGUCACUGUCCGCUGGACAAAUCGAUCAGUUCCUUCGUGGUAGCACUGCUGGAUUUUAAUUCAUUGCCUUGGAAUCUGUCGGUUGAUGUUGAUGAUGGUGAUGGGUCAGCGUGGGACAAGUCGCUCUAGGGAAUCCGGGGGACUAGGUCAGGUUGAUGUUCUGGGGGCAGUUGCCAUGUGAGUGGUACUGGUAGCCCAGAGUGAUGGGAAUUUUUGGCAAUUUACCGGUUUCUGAUCAUUUCUGAUUUACCGUAGACGUCGGGAUGAUAAUUGACCGGUUAAUUAAUCUAAUUGUCAGCCUUUUUGCGCGGGCAUUUAUAUAAAAUUAUCAUGUUGUUGUCUGGCCGUCAUUUAUGCGUCUUUUGCAAGUUAGUUUCAAUCGUUUUGGUGAGUUUUUUUGUUCGUUGAGGAUCCAUCGAAUGAUGAAAUAAUAAAUAUUGAGAAAUCGGUGAAUUACGUCGUUGAAUACUCGUUCCGCAAGUACCAGUUGCCAAAAUAUUAUGUAGUUGCGCUCUCAUUAUUAUUUUAUUAUUAUCUGUAUUAUUAUUAUUGAAAUAAUUUUGGAGAUUAUUUCAGGGGACGGAUUUGUGAUUGCGUCGACGUAUCCGUCGGGCAGACCCAGCAAUAAUGUCGACAAUUUAUUUGUACAUAUUUUAUUUUAUCAUUAAUUAAUUGUUAGAUUUACUCCUCACCUCCUGUUUUUUUUAAUAGAAUAAAUUAAUCAAUGGUGAUGCCCCAUCCUCGUUCCAUUUUGUAUCCCUCGUAUGUGUGACCAGUGAAGAAAUAAAAUGUUUUAUUCUCCUUAAUUAUUAUUUCCCUGAAGUAUUUCGUUGAAUAAUAAAAUAUUGAAAAAUUAAUAGCGA